AUGGAAGGGGAACCCAAGAAGAACCCCCUGGGCGAGUACAGGGAAGGAGAUGUAGUUACAAUGACAAGAUCGAGAGGACUAGUGGGGCCAAAUCAAAGGAGGAGCCCGCAGGAGAUCAAUGACAGCUAUCCCAGACGUCACUACUUCACCCUGGCUAAGCCCGGGCAGAGCAGCAGCGUGGGAUUCAGAACGAGUAGACAGCCCCGAGAGAGAAGAACGACAUUAGUCCAACGAGACGUCCAGAAACGGCUGAUUUAG
Molecule: messenger RNA, 258 nt
Organism: Plasmodium inui San Antonio 1
Lineage: Eukaryota; Apicomplexa; Aconoidasida; Haemosporida; Plasmodiidae
Exons: 1
Coding region: 1-258 (85 amino acids)
Source: RefSeq, a predicted model, not a curated record